UCGGGCAUGAAAGUGUGAUGGCUCAGGGCAGAGCGCGAGUAAGUGGCAGGGGUGAAGUAUAUAAGAGAGCGGACUACUACCACUCUGACAUAGUUCAGAGGAGACCACGUGCCUCGCUGUCGCAAAAAAAAAAACACAAAAACGACAAUGAAAGUACUGGUUGUGCUAUCAGCCGCUUUGGCGCUUACAGCCGCUGUUCCUCAAAGAAGGCUAUCCCUAAACCCGGAAGCCGGAGACCAGCAGGCCGCCGAGCAGAAUUACAACAACUACCAACAACCCGAACAACAAGUGAAAGACUUCAGGCCCAGAGUACAAAUUGAUACCACUACUUUCAUUCCCAUCAUCAGUUUCGAUAAAGAACAAGGCACCGAUGGCAGCUACAAAACCUCAUACGAAACCGGAAACAACAUCCAAGCUCAAGAAGAAGGUUACCUCAAGAAUAUUGGAGAAAAUGAGGAUGCCGUCCCCGCAUUGGUUCAGCACGGAUCUUACUCAUACACCGCUCCUGAUGGCCAGGUCAUCACCGUAGAAUACACCGCUGAUGAAUUCGGAUUCAAAGUCAAGGGAGACCACAUCCCAACCCCUCCACCAGUAUCUCCUGAAAUCCAAAAGGGUCUUGACCUUAUCUACGCCGGCAUCAGAGCUAACGCGGAACGCGACGCCCUUGAACUUAAGAACAACCCUGAAGCAGCCAGGUCACAAGAAGAAAAAGCCAUUCUUAACUACAAAGGUCAAUACUACCAACAGUAAAUUGAUGUGAACAUUGACAGUGAAAACAGUGACUGUAUAUUUUUUACAAAUCAAUAGUGUCACAAAGUAAUGUGAUAAGUAACCAAGUGCUCUGUGAGCAUAAUCAAAGUCAGUUUAGAAAUAAUAAUUAGUAUGUAAUGUACCAACGUAAACUUGGAGAUUAUUGCCUUUUGCUAAUGUUAACGCUUAAAUGACAGCUAACUAGCGUGUUUUCGAUACCCGAUGCCAUUUAUUCUGAGAUUCAGAAAGUUAAUACUUAUUUGAUAAGCGAAGAAUUAUUAUUUACCUAACGACAAACUACGUUGUAAGUUUUACUUGCAUAUCUGUUCAAUAUUUUAUUAUGAAUAUAAUACUUCGUUACCAAAAAUGGACAAACACAUUUCCAUGCAUAUAAUAUUGUAAUACUUACUAAAAUGGUUCUCUAUUCCCUCAGUUCAUCUCAGAUAUUUUGUUGGUUUUUGUUAUAAUGUGAUAAUGAGCAUGAAACAGUAGUUUUACUGUAUGUUUAUAAACUUUAUACUUUUGUACAUAUUUUUAUGUAACUUAUCAUUAUUUUCUUAAUAAUAAAAUGUAAAUGAUGAGUGUGUGAAAAA
Messenger RNA from Bicyclus anynana (squinting bush brown), 1343 nucleotides. RefSeq names its product endocuticle structural glycoprotein ABD-4 (gene CPR34). The transcript has 4 exons. NCBI's taxonomy places the organism in Eukaryota, Metazoa, Arthropoda, Insecta, Lepidoptera, Nymphalidae. Gene Ontology annotation, cellular component: chitin-based extracellular matrix. The coding region runs from base 148 to 750 and encodes 200 amino acids. The record is from RefSeq and is a predicted model, not a curated record. Gene Ontology annotation, molecular function: structural constituent of chitin-based larval cuticle.